AUGGCCAUGAAAAAUUAUGUGUUAUACCGUAAUCUACAAAUUAGAAAAAGACGACUAGCAUUUCAACAAAUCGAAAAACGUCUAGAAACGUUGGACGAGAGUCACUCAUCAAACAGCAGAAAGCUACUUGCCUUAGACGUUCUUCUGAAGCAGCCGUGCUAUUUUAUUUUCAAAUUCAAGCUACUCUUUAAGAGGUUGCAGAAUGUAAUUGAGAAAACUAGUGACCCAGAAGCUAACGUAGUGAGGCUUGUCCACGACCUAGUUCGGAAUAUGAACACCAUUAGCGACGGAUGUGAGGACCAGGCCCUGGAAUUGGAAGAGAAAGAGGAAAUGCACGUCUCCAAGAUCCUCUUAAGAAUAGAGUUUGAAUCUGACAAAGACAUUUCAAACGAGGAGAAUGACAUUAGCAAUGAAAGCUGGGUUGAAACAUGGGAUGACGUCAUCGUGUUUACCUCCAAGAAAGCAGACAGUAAAGACUGGAAGAAAGUUGGAUUGGAUGUGAAGCUCGUCACAUUUGAACGACUGGUUAUGUUUAUUGACGUUAAUCGACAACAAACAGACGAACAGAAUUAUGUCUACAAGCUUAUUGAUUGUGCCAACAAGAACUUCGUUGAAGUUGAGAAGCCUUCAUCUGGUACUUAUCCCUUUAAAGUUCCAAUGAAAAAAGGAAUGCCGCUGAAUGUGUUCUUAGCUGUAAUGUAUAAAGGUCCAUCAGGUAAAACGAAGAGGAUGUAUUACGUCUGCUGGGAAAACUCACGAUUACGGAGUUUCGAAUUCUGGCGGAAGAACAUGACUGUACCAACAGGUGACGACGGAAAUGGUUAUGCAUCAUGGAGUCGACCGAAGUAUAAGAUUGUUAAAGAGUUCAUUGCGAAGGAGAGAGGCGAACUAAGAGUAAAUAUUGAAGACGAAGUAGAAAUCAUCGGAGAGAAAGCCGAUUGGGUAAGGGCUGAGAACCUUAGUGACAACAGACAAGGGUGGAUUCCCAAGAACUGCUUAGGAAACGCGAUAUCGACUAUAUUCUUGCAAGGUGACAACAUCAGACGAAGGCGACGAGUUCAAACUGACGGACACUCACAACAUUCUUUUAUAGUGAAAAAAGACCUAAAACAACCGCCAAGGAAGUAGAAAAAAGAAGCUGCGCAAUUUCAUCGACAUUUUCAUUGCCGCAAAUAUGUUCAUAUUUAGUCCAAAUAAUUACCAGUUACCCAUUCAAAGCAUGAAUACAUCAUAUGUAUUAGGCCUAUAUUAUAUUAUAAUCAUUACACAUACAUUAUAAUGAAUAUCUUGAGAACACAAGUUGUGUUUAUAACGGGGUUUAUAAUGAUAACGAUAAUUGAUAUAACAGUAAAACAAUAAACAGUAAUUAUAUACAUAAAAUAGAUAUUUUGAAGUUUAAGUUGUAGUGUUUAUAAUAAUAAUUGGUAUAACAGUAAAACAAUAAACAGUAAUUAUAUACAUAAAACAGAUAUUUUUUAAGCUUUAGUUGUAGUGUUUAUAAUUGGAUUGGAUUGGAUUUAUUCGGUGUAAACACCAAGGAUAGCCCACGAAAGGAAAGUCUAGAAGAAGACUUAUUUCCAGUGGGAUCC
Messenger RNA from Anneissia japonica, 1589 nucleotides. RefSeq lists its product as uncharacterized. The transcript is spliced from 7 exons. The coding region runs from base 1 to 1128 and encodes 375 amino acids. Gene Ontology annotation, molecular function: protein binding. The record is from RefSeq and is a predicted model, not a curated record. Lineage: Eukaryota; Metazoa; Echinodermata; Crinoidea; Comatulida; Comatulidae.